UUUCCGUACAGCAGCAUGGCGCUCGCCAACGGGAACUGGUCGUAGCAUUACGCCUGGGGGAAGAGGCCGCCGUAAAGGAAGCUCUGCUUCCUCUUCUUGGUUCUCCCGCCUCCCACCGGCUGUCGUAAAAGGGUGAAUGGAGAGCGAGUUGUGGGGGGGGGAAGGGAGGACAGGGGGCGCGGAGUCAGAGUGGCGCAGCAAGUGGCUGCAGGUGGGAACGAAGGCUGGGGGUGGGGAGUGAGAUAUUUCAGGGGUCGCGGAGGAGGAAGCCGAGGGUCAGAAGGAGACUAAAGCGUCAGUCUGGCCUACUGGUCCGGGGGCCGCGGAGCCCCCACCCGGGGAGAUGGACCUCAACCGGAUCAUCCAGGCGCUGAAGGGCACCAUCGACCCGAAGCUGCGGAUUGCCGCGGAGAAAGAGCUCAACCAGUCCUACAAGAUUAUCAAUUUUGCCCCCAGUUUACUUCGGAUUAUAGUCUCUGAACAUGUGGAAUUCCCAGUACGUCAGGCAGCUGCCAUUUACCUGAAGAACAUGGUGACACAGUACUGGCCAGACCGAGAACCUCCACCGGGAGAAGUGAUAUUUCCAUUCAACAUUCAUGAAAAUGAUCGGCAGCAAAUACGUGAUAACAUUGUGGAAGGAAUAAUUCGGUCUCCAGAUUUAGUGAGAGUCCAGUUAACAAUGUGUCUCCGUGUCAUCAUUAAAUAUGAUUUUCCUGGUCAUUGGCCAGCAGUGGUCGACAAGAUAGACUAUUACUUGCAAUCACAGAGCAGCACCAGCUUGCUUGGCAGUUUAUUAUGUCUGUAUCAACUGGUGAAGACAUAUGAAUAUAAGAAAGCAGAAGAAAGAGAACCUCUUAUAGCAGCAAUGCAAAUAUUUCUGCCUCGUAUUCAGCAGCAAAUCAUGCAGCUCCUUCCUGACUCCUCCUAUUGUUCUGUAUUAUUGCAGAAACAGAUUCUGAAAAUCUUUUAUGCACUUGUUCAGUACGCACUGCCUCUUCAGCUGGUGAACAACCAGACCAUGACAACGUGGAUGGAGAUCUUCCGAACUAUUAUUGACAGGACUGUUCCUCCUGAGACUCUGCAAAUUGAUGAGGAUGAUAGACCGGAACUCAUAUGGUGGAAGUGUAAGAAGUGGGCACUGCAUAUUGUAGCUCGCCUCUUUGAACGAUAUGGAAGCCCAGGAAAUGUCACAAAAGAAUACUUUGAAUUUUCUGAAUUCUUUUUGAAAACUUAUGCAGUGGGAAUUCAGCAGGUAUUACUAAAAAUUUUAGAUCAGUAUAGACAGAAAGAAUACAUAGCCCCCCGUGUUCUGCAGCAAGCGUUCAAUUAUCUCAACCAAGGGAUUGUUCAUUCUGUCACCUGGAAGCAGAUGAAGCCUCACAUACAGAAUAUCUCUGAAGAUGUGAUUUUUUCUGUGAUGUGUUAUAAAGACGAGGAUGAAGAGCUGUGGCAAGAAGAUCCAUAUGAGUAUAUAAGGAUGAAAUUUGAUAUUUUUGAAGAUUAUGCAUCUCCCACUACAGCAGCCCAGACUUUACUAUAUACUGCUGCGAAGAAAAGAAAAGAGGUGUUACCAAAAAUGAUGGCAUUCUGUUAUCAAAUCCUAACAGAUCCGAACUUUGAUCCUAGGAAGAAAGAUGGAGCCCUGCAUGUGAUUGGUUCCCUAGCUGAGAUUUUAUUAAAGAAGAGUUUAUUCAAGGACCAAAUGGAAUUGUUUCUACAGAAUCAUGUAUUUCCAUUACUACUGUCUAACCUAGGAUAUCUUCGAGCUAGAUCCUGCUGGGUGCUUCAUGCCUUUAGCUCCCUGAGGUUUCAUAACGAGCUCAACCUGAGAAAUGCAGUUGAAUUAGCAAAGAAGAGCCUGAUCGAAGAUAAGGAGAUGCCUGUCAAAGUUGAAGCUGCCCUUGCCCUUCAGUCCUUAAUUUCUAACCAGAUACAAGCUAAGGAAUAUAUGAAGCCUCAUGUGAGGCCUAUUAUGCAGGAGCUGUUGCACAUUGUUAGAGAGACAGAAAAUGACGAUGUUACUAAUGUGAUCCAGAAGAUGAUAUGUGAAUACAGUCAAGAGGUGGCCUCGAUUGCUGUUGAUAUGACCCAGCACUUGGCUGAGAUAUUUGCCAGAGUUCUUCAAAGUGAUGAAUAUGAAGAAGUUGAAGACAAAACAGUAAUGGCUAUGGGGAUUUUACAUACCAUUGAUACUAUCUUAACAGUUGUAGAAGAUCACAAAGAGAUUACGCAGCAGUUAGAGAAUAUCUGCCUACGGAUCAUUGAUCUUGUUUUACAGAAACAUGUAAUUGAAUUCUAUGAAGAGAUUCUUUCACUGGCAUACAGCUUAACCUGCCACAGUAUUUCCCCUCAAAUGUGGCAGCUUUUAGGUAUAUUAUAUGAAGUUUUUCAACAGGAUUGCUUUGAAUACUUUACAGACAUGAUGCCUCUCCUGCAUAAUUACGUGACAAUAGAUACAGAUACCUUGCUGUCCAGUCCAAAGCAUUUAGAGAUACUUUUUACAAUGUGUAGAAAGGUGCUGUGUGGUGACGGGGGAGAAGAUGCAGAAUGUCACGCAGCCAAACUUCUUGAAGUCAUCAUUCUUCAGUGCAAAGGAAGGGGAAUUGAUCAGUGCAUUCCACUCUUUGUUCAGCUUGUUUUGGAGAGAUUAACGCGAGGGGUUAAAACGAGUGAGCUUCGUACCAUGUGUCUUCAGGUUGCAAUUGCUGCCUUGUACUACAAUCCUGAUUUGCUGCUACAUACUUUGGAACGAAUUCAGUUGCCUCACAACCCUGGACCUAUCACUGUACAGUUUGUAAAUCAGUGGAUGAACGAUACAGAUUGUUUUCUUGGGCAUCAUGACCGGAAGAUGUGCAUAAUAGGACUGAGUAUUCUUUUGGAAUUACAGAACCGGCCUCCUGCAGUAGAUGCUGUGGUGGGACAGAUUGUUCCCUCAAUUCUUUUCCUUUUUCUUGGCCUGAAGCAGGUCUGUGCUACUAGGCAGCUGCUAAACCGGGAAGAUCGCUCGAAAGCAGAGAAAGCUGAUAUGGAGGAAAACGAGGAGAUUUCGAGUGAUGAGGAAGAGUCAAAUGUAAAUGCCCAAGCCAUGCAAUCAAAUAACGGAAGAGGAGAAGAUGAGGAGGAAGAGGACGAUGACUGGGAUGAAGACGUGUUGGAAGAAACUGCCCUUGAGGGAUUCAGCACUCCCCUUGACCUUGACAGUAGCGUGGAUGAAUAUCAGUUUUUUACACAAGCUCUGCUAACUGUACAGAGUCGGGAUGCUGCCUGGUACCAGCUGCUGAUGGCACCGCUCAGUGAGGACCAGAGGAGGGCACUGCAGGAGGUGUACUCGCUGGCAGAGCACCGGAGGACGGUGGCAGAGGCAAAGAAGAAGAUUGAACAACAGGGCGGCUUCACAUUUGAAAACAAAGGCGUCCUCUCUGCAUUUAACUUUGGGACUGUGCCCAGCAACAACUGAAGGAGGGGACAUCAGCCUACGGGAUGUCAUCCCGCAUUUUACUUCACGAGGGGAGUGUGGGGUGAGGGCAGACAAAGGGCUGCUUUUCAGGGUCUUCCUGCUGUGCCAGCUCCCAUCUGGCAUUAGGCAGCACUUUUCCCCACCCUGCCUUUCCCCUUUGACCUUUCUCCCCCUGAAAUCUAGAUGUUUUAAACAGCUACUGUAAUGUAUGAAAUGAGAGAAAAACAGAGUCAUUGGGCUGAAAAGGACAAACUGUAUACUCCAAAGGCUGAGUGCCCAGGGUGUUUUAGAGGAUCAGAUCAACUCGCCCGUCUCAGGUUUUUGCCAUGCAGAAUCGAAGGAUUGAUGCGGAUAACAGUGCCUUCUGUUGUACAUGAAUUAUCAGAAAAAAUUUUUUGGAGUGCAUUGCAAUUUUUUUUAAAGCAUAAAACAUAUUUGUAGAUAUAAUAUAAACCUUGGUUGUAUGUUGACGUAUUCUGCAUUUUACUCUGUGAAUUUACUGUUAGGCAGUUAGCUGUGAGUCACUCUGGUUUCAAAAAUGUCCUUGCUCCCUUUGCUCACCCUGCUGCUGGGGGGCUUGCUUCAGGGGUUGUGAAACAUGCACUGGCUCUGGUUUUCCAUAAGAUGUUUUGUGGCUUUCUUAAGAAGUGUCUUACUCCUUCUUCCAUUGUAUUUUUUUUACCUUGGAAGGGAUAAUAUUUCUUUUGGGGUCAAGAAAUAUGCGUAUCAAUUUCAUUCAUAACCUUGUAUGUUACGAGUGUUCCUGCCAAUAAUUUCUUUGCACCAAGUGGCAGGGGCUCUUUAGUCACUGGAGUUAACAGUAAGUCUGAAUAUAUUCUGAAUCACAUCUUAAUUAUGCAAUUAAUUCAUCAUUAUACCUAAAGCACAUUGAACUUCUAGGAGAAAGGUACUACAUAGGCACACCGUCUUUCUGGAUGGGGGCUUGCAUUUUCAAUAACUUAUCAUUCCAGCUGUGUUGGACCAGGGUCCAAAGUAUUUUAUAAUGAUUUUUUUUUUAAUCUAGGAAAAAGACCCAAACAUCGCUAACUUCUUGCUUUCUCACCUAUUUUAAUUGUCUCCUACCUAAGUUUUUUCUAGUCUUUAUUAGAGCUCAGUUUGACUUCUUAAAAUUUUUUAAGAGUUGUGCAGACUCCAUGUUAAGGAAGAAAACUUUUUCAAGGGUUGGGUCAGCUGCACUCUUAGAUGGGUAAUGAUGUAAGAUAACCUACAGAAAAUAUUGCAGAUGGGUAGAAUUGUUUUUCUGAACUGGUCCAAAUCCAGAACCUAGACCAUAGUGUUUUUAUUCAGCGAAAUGAAAAUAUAUCUUCAGAAUUUCACAUAUUAUUGGAUUAAUACAACUUUUCAUUUUUGCAAAAUGGAAAAUUCAGAAAUUCACAGCUUAAGUUUCUCUUCAGUGACUGGAGGAGUGGUAGGGAGCCAGGUGCUUCAUCUGCUGCCAUCCCUAUUCAUAUGUCAACUCUUCUUAUUACAAAAUUGUAAGUAAUUUUUGCAGAAGUAGCCUGAAAAACCAUGACUUUUGGAGGUAAAUGUCCCCUGCUUUCCUCUGUCCCUUCACGAGACAUUAAAGCUGAAUGUGCCAACAGCAGUUAGGAGAGAAGGAUGACAUUGGGGGAAGUUGUAGAGAGUUCUGAAACUCUUCAUUCUCCUCAUAUGAAUUUUAACAUGAAUACUAUGCUUUGAUACUGGAUGGUAAAGGCAUCUGAUUUUAGCGAUUUUGUGAUGUGUUGUCUUCUGCAGUAUUAAAGGGAAAGAAGUAUUAAUGUGCAUCACCCUAUCUUGUUUUUGAAGCCAGGGUAGUUGUAUGAUUUUGUUACCAGCAGUGCUAACCUGAAUGUGACCCGGUUACCUUGGAAAUGCAGGAACUUCUAUGAAUGUACUGUAAAAUAAAAUGUGGACUGAUGCCCAAGAUUCUG
This is a messenger RNA of Nycticebus coucang (slow loris), 5391 nucleotides long. It is a transcript of the gene IPO8, whose product is annotated as importin 8. NCBI's taxonomy places the organism in Eukaryota, Metazoa, Chordata, Mammalia, Primates, Lorisidae. Gene Ontology annotation, molecular function: small GTPase binding. The record is from RefSeq and is a predicted model, not a curated record. The transcript has 25 exons. Gene Ontology annotation, biological process: protein import into nucleus. Gene Ontology annotation, cellular component: nuclear envelope; cytosol. Bases 344 to 3457 code for a protein of 1037 amino acids.